AUGGUUCUCUACCCCGGCGAGGUCUCUGCACUCUCAUCAUCCUCCGUACAGUCGCAAUCGUCGCUCAGUAGCAGCUCCUCCUCGCAAGCCGUCGCCGCAAGCAAGGCAACUUGCUCGAGUAAGGAUGCCAAGAAGCCCAAGAACACGCAAGUCGCCGCCAGUUCGCCCGACGAGGAUGGAGAAUCGCGAGUCAUCGAGGUCGUCGUAGUUGUAGUGGACGAGAACACCACCUCGACGGUGGGCACCAUCUCCCCUCCGACGUCCACCCCCUCCUCAGCCUCCUCUGCUGCCUCGACAGCAAAUCCCGCUGUAUCCUCGUCAGAAUCGACCAAGGACCGCUGCGCCGUGCAAUACAAGGUGAAUGACGCCCUCGAGGCCAAGAACCGCGCCCUCAUUCGAGGCCAUCAGCGCAAGCUGCAAAGUCUCAAGGGCGCGGCGUCACACAUCAAGGUCGCCGCACAGACGCCUGUCGAGGUGCCCGUGUACUUCAAUGUCAUCAACGAUGAUGGGAAGGGGGACGUCAGCGACGCCAUGAUUGCAAAGCAGCUCCAGGUCAUCAAUCAGGACUAUUCUCCCUGGGGCUUCGAAUUCAAGCUAGCCAACACAAGCCGCGUAAGCAACGCCGAUUGGUACCAGAACGCGGGCGCGGACAGUGAGCUCGGCGAUGAGAUGAAGACGUCACUUCGUCAAGGCGGUGCCAACGCCCUCAAUCUCUACACGCUCGAUUUCGGUGACGGGACGUUGGGCUACUCGACCUUCCCAUGGGACUACCAGAACGACCCUGGCGUCGAUGGCGUCGUCUUCCAAUACAACACCCUCCCUGGCGGCUCGCUCAAGAACUACAAUGGCGGCCGCACCCUGACUCAUGAGGUCGGGCACUGGCUCGGUCUCCUCCACACCUUUCAAGGAGGUUGCGCUUCUCCAGGAGACUACGUAGACGACACUGCGCCGCAGAAGAGCCCUACCAACGGCUGUCCAUCCUCGCGUGACUCGUGCUCAGGCGAUAAUCUCCCGGAUCCUAUCCACAACUACAUGGACUACUCGUACGACUCGUGCAUGGACUACUUCUCUGACGGGCAGGGAGCGAGGAUGCAGGCCCUGUCGGGGCAGUAUCGCUUCAAGUCGUCAUCGUCAUCAUCGUGA
Jaminaea rosea is the source of this 1143-nucleotide messenger RNA. RefSeq names its product zincin. Lineage: Eukaryota; Fungi; Basidiomycota; Exobasidiomycetes; Microstromatales. The transcript is spliced from 4 exons. Bases 1 to 1143 code for a protein of 380 amino acids. The record is from RefSeq and is a predicted model, not a curated record. Gene Ontology annotation, molecular function: metallopeptidase activity.